Messenger RNA from Drosophila subobscura, 1591 nucleotides. RefSeq lists its product as uncharacterized. The coding region runs from base 120 to 1424 and encodes 434 amino acids. The record is from RefSeq and is a predicted model, not a curated record. The transcript is spliced from 3 exons. Lineage: Eukaryota; Metazoa; Arthropoda; Insecta; Diptera; Drosophilidae.
AAGAAAAAAUAAAUAAAAAUAAAACUUAUACAAUAAACGAUAAUUCCGAGGCAAAAGGCGUGAUUGUCGCCGUGUCGUGCUAGACAAAUCUAGGAGUGCAGCGGCGUUGAUACCGCGCGAUGGCUAUGUUGACGCGUCUGACCAGCAGUGGCACCACAACCGUGGCUGGCGCUCCUGGCUCCCCGAAGGGUCUGCAGCGUUUUCAGAAUUAUAUCGCUGCAUUUCUGUGGCCGGGAACGCAACGACAGCAGCGCAAGUCGACGCAGCUGGACGCCAUUGAUUGCUUCACCAACGAUUUGGUCAGCCGCAAGACCCAGAAAUGGGAGGAGCUGCGCGACAGUCUGAUGCACAAGCAAUCGCCCGCCCUGGAGGCAGACGCCAACAGCAAUGUGGCAACGGGAACCGCAACAGGAACUGGGGCAGCCAACACCAGCUUCAGCCAGAACGUGGGCCUCAUGUCCAAGGGGAUGAUGAGUGAUCUCAAAGCGCUGCGUUCGCCACAGCUGGGCCUGGACAUUCGAUCGUUGUCGCAGCCGCAGCUGGACAACCUUCUGAUGGCCACUCUGGAGAUCAAGAACAAGCUGGACUUUCUGUACUUGAUCAGGCAGUGCAUUCGCUGUAACCUGUUGCCGUCCAACGAGGUGUUCAUCACCUGCCUCAAGUACUUGAGCACGCAGCGGAAGCUGCAGCAGCUGGAGGCACUGGCGGAUACCUGCCGCCAGCUGAAGCAUCCCUUUGCCAACACCUAUGCCGACUUGGCGCCCUUCAAGGCCAUUGCCCUGUGGAACAAUGGCAAUGCGGAGGUAGCCCUGAUGACCCUGCAUCGUGGCUAUGGCGUCAGCAUGACCACCGAGGAGGGACGCCGCAUGAUUCGGACCGCCUUUCGCACAAUAUCCGAGGAGACGCUGGCCCAGAAGAGCGAGGCCGUGCUGGUGUCCCUCAUGGAUGUGGCCCGUGCCAUUCAUCGCGAGCACAAGGACAUCUUUGUGGUGGCCUGUGUGUGGAAGCAAUGCUUCGUCAGCGACUGGUUCUGUGACCAGAAAUCGGCAGGCGAACUCCUCGAGCACUACAAGGAGCUGCAGGAGUUGGUGGAGCGACGGGCCAAUCCGCUGUGCUCUUCAUUCCUCGGUCGGAACAAUGUGGAUGCGGUGCACCGACUGAUUGAAGUCUAUCUGCAGCACCAGCAGCGCUCGGCCUGCGCCAGUUGCCUCAGUUUGCUCUUCAACUAUCAAUAUUUGCGCAAGGAUCUGCGUGCGUGUGCCGAGAUAGUCAAGUCCUGCAGCGAGCUGGAGAUGCCACUGAAUGAGCUGCAGAACGAGCAGUUCCUCAGCCUGUUCCUCGAUCAAAGCGAUCCCAUUGACACGGCCCACGGAGCGACAGCCGCCAAGUACAAGACACCAAAGUCCUUCCAGUACAAAUUCUAGGGCCCCAUUCUGGUCAUUUGCAGUUCUAGUUGUAGUCGUAGCAUGGCCGUUGUCAUCGUAGCACAAGUUGCACCCCAAAGCAAUAUGCAUCCUCCUCCUCCUCCUACCAUAAAAACGCAGAGUGUAGCGUCAGCAGCGUCCUCUUUAAUAAAUGUUAUUUAAUGUCA